AUGAAAGAUUGCCUUAUCAGAUUGCCAACAUUAACUGCACCAGUCAAGGGAGAACCUUUGGUAUUGUAUUUGUCAGCCUCCGACAGAGCAGUCGGAGCAGUUUUACUCGUUGAUCGACAAGGUGUCCAAACACCAGUUUACUAUGUGUCGCGAACCUUGACCGAUCUAGAAACCCGAUACGCCAUAAUGGAGAAACUAGUGCUCGCGCUAAUCCAUGCUUCAAGACGACUACGCAGGUACUUUGCCAACCACGUCAUUCACGUAUUAACAAACUACAAUAUUGGCAACAUCCUCGCAAGGCCAGAGAUUUCGGGAAGACUAGCAAAGUGGGCAAUAGAACUCGGGGGCCAUAAUGUGGAUCGGGAAUCUAAAGCAGUGGAGAAAGCCGAAAAACAGCAAGUAGAAGAACCGUGGUUAUUAUACACAGACGGCGCGUCUAACGAAGACGACGCAGGCGCAGGGCUUCGGUUGGUGAGCCCGGACAAACAUGAAUUUACGUACGCCAUAUGGUUGGAUUUCAAAAGCACGAAUAACGAGGCCGAAUAUGAAGCUUUCCUUGAUGGUUUAAGAUUGGAAAUCAAGAUGGGAGUUAGACACAUUGAAGACUCCAUGUUAGUGGCUGGACAAAUCAAUGGGCAAUAUGAGGCCAAAGGAAACGUAAUGGCGCUCUACCUGAAUCAAGCAAAGACAUUGCUGCAAACUUUCUAUUCCUACAAGGUGCACCACAUCAACAGGAGCGGGAAUAAGCCAGCAGACGCGCUAAGCAAGCUCGCAUCUACAAGUUUUCAACACCUGGCAAAGGAUGUACGCAUAGAAGUUUUGAGCAACCCAUCAGUGCCACUUAGGGAAGUAAGCGUCAUCCAAGUAGGAACAACGUCAUGGAUGACUCCAAUAGUCGCGUACCUUCAAUCUGGGAUACUCCCGGAGAACAAAGCUGAAGCAAGAAAAAUCCAAUACAAGGCCGAACAUUAUCAGAUGGUUGAUGGAAUCUUAUACCGAAAGUCAUACCUUGGGCCAUUGUUAAGAUGCGUGGACCCAGAAGACGCAAACUAUUUGAUCAGAGAAAUACAUGAAGGAAUCUGUGGCAUACAUGCCAGACCGAGAAUGGUGGUAGCAAAGGUGAUGAAUGUCGGGUACUACUGGCCCGGAAUGCACUUAGACGCAGUAAAAGCUUUGAGGAAGUAA
Helianthus annuus (common sunflower) is the source of this 1185-nucleotide messenger RNA. RefSeq lists its product as uncharacterized. NCBI's taxonomy places the organism in Eukaryota, Viridiplantae, Streptophyta, Magnoliopsida, Asterales, Asteraceae. The transcript has 2 exons. The record is from RefSeq and is a predicted model, not a curated record. Gene Ontology annotation, molecular function: RNA-DNA hybrid ribonuclease activity; nucleic acid binding. Bases 1 to 1185 code for a protein of 394 amino acids.